Hibiscus syriacus is the source of this 761-nucleotide messenger RNA. RefSeq lists its product as uncharacterized. The transcript is spliced from 2 exons. The record is from RefSeq and is a predicted model, not a curated record. Gene Ontology annotation, cellular component: endoplasmic reticulum; endoplasmic reticulum membrane. Bases 217 to 663 code for a protein of 148 amino acids. Gene Ontology annotation, biological process: intracellular protein transport; endoplasmic reticulum to Golgi vesicle-mediated transport. NCBI's taxonomy places the organism in Eukaryota, Viridiplantae, Streptophyta, Magnoliopsida, Malvales, Malvaceae.
GUUAAUCCUUCCUGUGGUAAUGGAAAGUAUAAUUCUUUAAUUGAAUAGGGAGCUGAAGUUUUGAAGCGGAUACCAAAAUUUCAACAUGUUCUUGAACAUUUUCAAUUGUAAGCUUUUGGUUUUCCAUCCCAUUUUCUCACCCCCAUAAAUUGUACGCGACUUCCCCCCCCCCCAGAAACCAUUGCAGCAAUUUGUCAAAUACGUAUAUCGAUCGAGAUGAUUCAUCUCUUGUUCAUGCUCGUUUCGGCCGAAAUGGCACUUGUUUUGGUGCUUCUCUUCACUUCUCCUCUAAGGAAACUGGUGAUCAAGAUUCUAGACAAGAUGAAAGAAGGCAAAGGCCCUGUGGUUUCAAAGACUGUUCUAGGAACAUUGUUUGUUGUUUUCAUCUCAAUCACUUACAAUGUGGUAGAGAUCCAGAAACGAUCAUUCGAAAGCGGUCUUCUUAAUCCAACCGACGAGGUCCUAAUGGCAAAUCGAAUCUUGGAAGCAUCUCUAAUGGGGUUUGCUAUAUUCCUUGCACUGGUUACAUAUAGACUGCAUCACUACAUGAAAGAGCUUGAAACAAAGAGGAGGAAGGAGGCUGCAGAAGAAAUGAAACCAAUGCCUCAUCUAAAGCUUGCUGAUCAUGAAGAAUACCCAAAGAAGGCAAUAUCUUCAACAUGAACAAUUGGUGUUAGAAUUUAGGAAGUGAAAUGUCAUGUAUAAGACAAGGUCAUAUGCUUUAAUAAGAUAAAAAAUAUAAAAAGAAUGUUAACUUCUGC